CCCGACCACCGGGAUUCUGUCGAGCAGACAUAAAUACUCCAGAGUGCGACAGCUUAUAGAUCAAGCAACAAGCUCAACCCUUCCGCAAAGCACAUCAUCAUCUUCUUCCGACUUUUGGUCAUCAUCUUCUUCAGUGACCCCCUUUUCCAGCAUGACCCGCCCCCAGAACGUCGGCAUCAAAGCCAUCGAGAUCUACUUUCCCAACCGCUACGUCCCCCAGCCCGACCUGGAGAAAUACAUGCACGUCAGCGCCGGCAAGCACACGAUCGGCCUGGGCCAAACGAACAUGAGCUUCUGCGAUGACCGCGAGGACAUCAACAGCCUAGCCCUAACCGCGCUCUCCGCCCUGCUCCACAAGAACGCCAUCCCGCCAACCUCCAUCGGAUACCUCGGCGUGGGCACGGAAUCCCUCCUCGACCGCUCCAAAUCCACCAAGACGGUGCUCAUGCAGCUCUUCACGCCGGAAUACCCCGACGUCGAGGGCGUGGACUCCUACAACGCCUGCUACGGCGGCACCGCCGCGCUGCUGGCGGCCGUCGCGUGGAUCGAGUCCUCGGCGUGGGACGGCCGCGACGCCGUGGUCGUGUGCGGCGACAUCGCCGCGUAUGCGCGGGAGGAUGCGGCGGCCCGGCCCACGGGCGGCGCGGGGUGUGUGGCCAUGCUUGUCGGGGCGGACGCGCCGGUGGUGGUGGAGGCGGGGGUGCCGCGGGCGUCGUACAUGCGGCACGCGUGGGACUUCUUCAAGGCGGAUUUUGGGAGGGAGGCUGCUUUUGUGGACGGGGCGGGGUCCGGGAGGUGUUAUCUCGAGGCGGUGGAUGGGUGUUAUCGGGGUUGGGUGGAGAAGAUGCUUGCGUUGGAGGAGGAACAGACGAAGGAGGAUGAGGGAGGGCGGGCGAGGGGGCCGGUGGGCGUUGGCAUCGACGCCUUCGAUUACUUCCUCUUCCACGCGCCCAACUGCAAGCUCGUCGCCAAGGCGUAUGCCCGGCUGCUGUGGAAUGAUCUGCUGCGCACUGGGGGAGUUCCGGAGGAGCUGCGGCCGCGCGGGGCGGGUCUGGAUGAUGAGAGUACCCUGGGCGAUAAGGGGCUCGAGAAGCAGUUGAUGGCGCUGGCGCAGUCGCGCUUCGAGGAGAGGGUGCGGCCCGGCCUGCUGGUCCCGGCCCAGUGCGGGAAUAUGUACACCGCUAGUCUGUACUCCGGGCUCGUGGGCUUGCUGGCCUCCGUGCCGAGUGAGCGGCUCCAGUGGAAGAGGAUCGGCAUGUUCAGUUAUGGGAGCGGGCUGGCGAGUACCCUCUUCACGCUGGUGGUGCGCGGCGAUACGAGGGUCAUGGCGGAGAGGCUGGAUCUGCACAGGCGGUUGGCGGCCCGAAUGCCCGCUGCGCCGGAGGUGUGGGAUGAGAUGUGUCGGUUGAGGGAGGAGGCGUUUCAGCGGAGGGAGUAUGUGCCUCGUGGGGAUGUGGGGGUUUUGCUGCCGGGGACGUAUUACUUGGAGUAUGUGGAUGAGAUGUUGCGGAGGAGGUAUGCGGUCAAGGCUUAGGUGGGUUUCUCGGGGGAUGUGUGUCCAUAUGAAUGGGAGUGCUGUUCGAAAUGAGGUUAAGGUGAUUAGGUUCAUGAAUGGAAGGGGAGUUGAGCUUUGCGGGAUUGUCGGAUGGCGAGACUUCUCUACUUAGGGCACGCUGUAUCUUGUGAACGUUGCGGGACAGGAUGUUGCAGGCUGUUUCACAAAGUCUAACCAACCCCAGACUGGCGGACAGGAUUACCCAUGAAUGAAGACACCGGACAUUGCGGUUAUGAUUGG
Aspergillus aculeatinus CBS 121060 is the source of this 1795-nucleotide messenger RNA. RefSeq names its product hydroxymethylglutaryl-CoA synthase. The coding region runs from base 152 to 1534 and encodes 460 amino acids. The transcript is spliced from 3 exons. The record is from RefSeq and is a predicted model, not a curated record. NCBI's taxonomy places the organism in Eukaryota, Fungi, Ascomycota, Eurotiomycetes, Eurotiales, Aspergillaceae. Gene Ontology annotation, biological process: ergosterol biosynthetic process; acetyl-CoA metabolic process. Gene Ontology annotation, molecular function: hydroxymethylglutaryl-CoA synthase activity.